This is a messenger RNA of Paramisgurnus dabryanus, 927 nucleotides long. RefSeq lists its product as uncharacterized. NCBI's taxonomy places the organism in Eukaryota, Metazoa, Chordata, Actinopteri, Cypriniformes, Cobitidae. The record is from RefSeq and is a predicted model, not a curated record.
AGGAACAGCUGCCUGGUGCACAAAUGUAGAAAACGAACAUGGCCAAGUCCUUGUCUCUGUGCUGACAGCCGCAGAGGGACAUGGACUGCACCCUAUGGCAGCUGGCCUAAUGAAACGCUACCGAGAGGCAGGAGAGGCAGCCCCGAAAGUGAUGUACGUGGACAGAGAUUGCUGCAGUCUUCAUGGCAAGUCUCAGGUGAAUGUCAUGUUUUCGGAGUGGGAUGAGCUUGAAGUGCGCCUUGACAUCUGGCAUUUCAUGCGGCGAUUUGCUGCAGGUGUCACGACAGAGGCUCAUCCGCUCUAUGGGAUCUUCAUGGCACGUCUGUCUAUGUGCAUCUUUGAGUGGGAUCCAGAUGAUGUGGCUGCUCUUCACCGUGCAAAGGAGGGUGAGCUGGCAGCAAAGAAGGCUGGCCACAUCUCAGGAAAGGCGCUGAGUGCCCGCAUUACCCGGAGAGAGUUGGCACUGCACUGCCGGAGGAGGACCAGGGGUGUGGAGGAGACCACCAGAUUGAUUGGAUCUCUGGUUGAUCUGUUUGACAGUGCGAGUGGUAAAGACACUCUGGGAGUUCCUCUGCUGGACCAUGAACGGAUCCAGCAGAUUUGGAAAGAACAGCGUAAGCACGUACAGUGUAUCCAAGACCCUGAGAACUUUCCCCUCUACACGAAGACAGGGACACUGAAGAAAGGCGGUGUGGAACUGUGCUGCUACAGAUGUGCCCGUGGCUCUACCUCUUUGGAAUCAUUCCACCUCCACCUAAACCGUUUUAUUCCAGGAACCAGUGCCAGUGAUGCACAUUUUCAGGCUUAUCUUCUUGAGGGCUUGAUGCGCUGGAAUGAUGACAGGAUGGAAGAUGCCCUAAAAGGAGCGUCCUCCAUCCGGACAUAUGGCAGUGCCAUGAAAGAGGCUGUGGACAAGCUUUCCUGAAC